UCAAUUCUCAUCCUCCAUCUCCCACAGUUUCCCCCAAACAACAAGAAUAAAUAAAAAUGGCCAACACAUUUACCAUUCAUACAAUCUCUAACCAAUGGCCAGGUUUCACUCUAAGCACACAUUCUCCACCAAAAUCAUCAUCACCAUCUUCCUCUCUCUCUCAACAUUCAUUGCCAUCGCUUUCAUCGCCAACCACAUCUUCCACUCUUCCGCUCACAUAUCCAUCACUUCCAAUUGGCUCAUCGAUAUCCCUAACAGCACAAUUACUCCACCUCAUAAAACUCCCGAGAGAUUUCUUUCCGCUACAUUUGCUGAUAUACCUGCUCCUCAAUGGAAUUGGGAGCAAAUGGAUUCGGCUCCCGUGCCUCGUUUAGAUGGUUAUUCUAUUCAGAUCCAAAAUCUUUUUUAUGUUUUUUCAGGAUACGCCAAUCUUGAUCAUGUGCACUCUCAUGUUGAUGUGUUUGAUUUCAGGAGCAAUAAGUGGGUAGAUAAAUUUGAUACACCAAAAGAAAUGGCUCAUUCACAUUUGGGAGUUGCAACUGAUGAGAGGUACAUAUAUAUAGUCUCUGGACAGUAUGGUCCACAAUGCAGAGGACCUAUUUCCACUGUGUUUGUGUUGGAUACCAUCACAAAGAAAUGGGAUAAUUUGCCUCCAUUGCCUUUCCCCAGGUAUGCUCCUGCAACUCAAUUGUGGAGGGGAAGACUCCAUGUCAUGGGUGGUGGCAAGGAGAAUCGCCAUACACCUGCCUUAGAUCAUUGGAGUUUGGCUGUAAAGGAUGGGAAAGCUUUGGAGAAACAAUGGCGGACUGAAAUUCCUAUUCCACGCGGUGGACCACAUAGGGCUUGCAUUGUGGUCAAUGAUCACCUUUACGUUAUCGGUGGACAAGAGGGUGAUUUCAUGCCUAAACCGGGUUCACCAAUAUUCAAGUGUUCACGCAGACAUGAGGUGGUCUAUGGAAAUGUUUAUAUGCUGGAUGAUGAAAUGAAAUGGAAAGUUUUGCCACCUAUGCCAAAGCCAAACUCCCAUAUAGAGUGUGCAUGGGUAAUUGUCAACAAUUCAAUUAUUAUUACUGGAGGUACAACAGAAAAGCACCCAGUUACGAAAAGGAUGAUGCUGGUUGGAGAGGUCUUCCAAUUUAACUUAGACUCUAUGAAAUGGUCAGUGAUCGGAAAACUUCCAUACCGAGUGAAAACAACAUUAGCUGGAUUUUGGGAUGGAUGGCUAUACUUUACAUCAGGACAGAGGGACAGAGGACCGGAUAAUCCACAACCCAGAAAGGUUGUUGGAGAGACGUGGAGAACGAAAUUAAGUUUGUCAUAGUUUGAAUUCAUCAAGGCGCCCAUAUCAAUUUGCUUCCAAUUUUUGGGUCACAAUACAAAUUAUUUGUUGGGCAACUUUGUGUACAUAGGAUAGGUAUAAUUUAAUAGAUAUUGGAUUGAACUCUUUACGAAUGCUUCUUUAUCUUUGUACCACAUUAGUCGUUACAUAACAUCAAUCGCACCUGUCAUAGUAUCUAAGCAAAGUGAGUGUCCAAAAUCUUAAAAUAUUUGGCAGUAAUAAACUAAUUUUUACAGCAGUAUGAACAUAAUGUAUAGUUCAUGAAGCAUGAGCAGCCAGUACAGUAUCAACAAGCUCAACCACCACUGGGAUUUGCUGGCUAUCAGUGACAUUCUCUUCUGCAUUUCUUGUUUCUGUGCAGCUGCCUAUUCUUCUCAUGGUCCUUGAUUGCAUUUUUGAACAGCACCUAGCAAAAAUAUUGGUUGUCCAUCUCCAUAUUCUCCAUAAUUGUGUUAAUGUUAAAACUGCGUGGCUUGCCAAAGUUUCUACAUUCUUCACUAACCAACAAAUCACGUAAUAUGACAAACCAAGAAUAGUGACAGUAGAACAGAUCGAAAACAGACCAAGGUAAGGCGGAAGGCCUAUCGAUGAAUUAUUUUUUCCCUUGCUCGCUAAAUCAGAACAAUUUGCUUUGCCUUCAUUUUCUAUCCCAUUCAACAUUUCUUUUUCUAGUUGUUCUGUUUCUCCACUCUCUAUCAUACUCAGCAAUGCCUCUGAUAUGUCGGCAGCUAGACUUGAGCC
Vicia villosa (hairy vetch) is the source of this 2080-nucleotide messenger RNA. RefSeq names its product kelch repeat-containing protein At3g27220-like. Lineage: Eukaryota; Viridiplantae; Streptophyta; Magnoliopsida; Fabales; Fabaceae. The record is from RefSeq and is a predicted model, not a curated record. Bases 95 to 1321 code for a protein of 408 amino acids. Gene Ontology annotation, molecular function: protein binding. The transcript has 6 exons.